Messenger RNA from Pedinophyceae sp. YPF-701, 1167 nucleotides. NCBI's taxonomy places the organism in Eukaryota, Viridiplantae, Chlorophyta, Pedinophyceae. The record is from the annotation of a GenBank genome assembly.
AUGUUGGCGUCGGUGAGUGACUCCGUCGUUCGCGCCACGGACGCGGUCGUGGACCGCUGGAGGGGCGGCACCAACUUGGACCGCGCGGCGCUGGCUGCCGGCGGUGUGGCGUCGGCGCUGACGGCCGGGUACCUGGUCAAGGCUGUCGUCGGCGGCCGCUCGAAGCCGAGCACGUACCAGCUGUCGGGUGGUUCGAUUGAGAAGGGGCAGGUGCGCGGGAAGUUCGACGAGUACUGGGGGUCGUUCGGUCAGGGCGCCGGCGAGGGCAUCGUCUCCGAGAAGAGGGAUGAGACUCCAAGCCUGGUGGACACGUUCUACUCCCUCGUCACCGACAUUUACGAGUGGGGCUGGGGCCAGUCGUUCCACUUCUCUCCUGUCCUCCCGGGCCAGACCGAUCUGUGCUCGGAAGUGGCGCACGAGGUCUACAUCCCGGCCAUGCUGCACGUCGGCCCGGGCGACCGCAUCCUCGACUGCGGCUGCGGUGUCGGCGGCCCCAUGAGGCGCGUGGCGUCGCGCUCCGGUGCGCACGUGACGGGCAUCACGAUCAACGACUACCAGGUGCAGCGCGCCAUCGCGCACAACAAGGCGCUCGGGGUGGACAAGCUCACCGACGUCGUGUGCGGGAACUUCUUGGAAAUGCCGUUCGACGACAACACCUUCGACGGUGCUUACGCGGUGGAAGCGACUUGCCACUCCCCGGACAUCCAGGCGGUGUACGCCGAGAUCUUCCGCGUGAUCAAGCCCGGCUCGCACUUCUUUUCGUACGAGUGGGUGACCACGAAGGAGUUCGACCAGUCCAACCCCGAGCACGUGCGGAUCAUCGACGAGAUCAACAAGGGCAACGGCCUGCCGGAGAUGCGCUCGUACAAGGAGUGCGAGGAGGCGGGCAAGCGCGCUGGUUUCGAGCUGGUGAAGUCGAUCGACUUCGCGGUCGCCUCGCCGGUCUGCAAGCCCUGGUAUGCCAGGCUGCAGACGCUGAACGGUCCUCAGAUCAAGAUCAUCAACCGUGGCUUCGUCAACACCCUGAACGCCAUCGGGCUGCUCCCCCGCGGCGUGAAGGAGGUGCACGACAUGCUCGUGGACGUUGGCGAGUCUCUCGUCGAGGGCGGCGUCACGGGGAUCUUCUCGCCAAUGCACAUUCUGCUUUUCCGCAAGCCCACCAAGUGA